This is a messenger RNA of Eriocheir sinensis (Chinese mitten crab), 2614 nucleotides long. Its product is annotated as chitotriosidase-1-like. The transcript has 11 exons. Gene Ontology annotation, cellular component: extracellular region. NCBI's taxonomy places the organism in Eukaryota, Metazoa, Arthropoda, Malacostraca, Decapoda, Varunidae. Gene Ontology annotation, biological process: chitin catabolic process; carbohydrate metabolic process. Gene Ontology annotation, molecular function: chitin binding; chitinase activity. The record is from RefSeq and is a predicted model, not a curated record. The coding region runs from base 68 to 2143 and encodes 691 amino acids.
UUCUUCUUCUCCUCCUCCUGCGCGGGUCUUCCUCCUCCUCCUCCUCCUCCUCCUUCUUCCCUCCAGCAUGACUCGAGUGCUAUCCUGGAGGGCGGCGGCCAUCUUUGUUGUUUUGGUCGUGACGUCAUCAGCGCGGGCCCAGCUGACACAACAACAAACACAACAACAACAGCUGAAUGCAAUAGAAGGAAACAACAACAACAACAACAACCUUCUCGACAAUCAGCUGUUAGAGGAGAAUGGCGGGAAGGAGAAGAAGGCGGUUGUUUGCUAUUACGCCUCCUGGGCCUACUAUAAGAAAGGGCCGGCCAAGUACACACUGGACGACACACCGGUGCACAUGUGUACGCAUCUCGUGUACGCAUUUGCUGUUCUCGAUCCGGACACGUUCACGACCGUUCAGCACGACCCUUGGCUGGACGAUCAACUCGGCCACUAUGACGACUUUGUGAAGCUGAAGGAGAAGAACAGUGACCUUAAGGUUCUGCUGGGUCUGGGCGGCUGGGUGGACUCCCGCAAGGAACUCAAGUACUCGAGGUUGGUGAGUGACGCGGGUCGGCGGCGGGCCUUCGUCAGACACAUCGUGGACCUCCUCCUGCGAUAUGGAUUUGACGGAUUGGACCUCGACUGGGAGUUUCCGGGUUGGGAGGGCGAGCCAGGCGACAAGGAAGGCUUCACCGCGUGGGUACAAGAGCUCAAGGCAGCGUUUAAACCUCACGGCCUUCUGUUAACCAGCUCCGUCAGUGCGGGACUAGAGACCAUUGACAGGGGCUACGAUAUCCCUGCAAUAGCCCCUCACCUCGACCUGAUUCUUCUAAUGAGCUACGAUUUCCACGGGGUCUGGGAGAUGGCCACAGCGCACCCCUCCCCCCUCGCCCCCCAGCCUGGCCGCCCCCCGCAGUUCAACGUGAUGGCCGCCGUGGACCACCUACUGAUGAGGGGUGCGGAUCCCAAACAGGUCGUGUUGGGCAUCCCCUUCUACGGCGUGUCCUGGACCUUGGCGGGGCCGGGGGGCGCUGAUCCCGGAGCCCCGGCGGCCAGGGCGGGUCGCGCGGGGCCAUACUACGAGACGGAGGGCAAGAUGGCUUACUACGAAGUGUGUCUAGCCAAACAGCAGGGUGGUUGGCGUGACGUGCGUGGCCUGGGGGGGUCGUACAUGGUAAAGGACGACCAGUGGGUAGCGUACGAUGACAUCCAGACCCUCAAGGAAAAGGCAGAGUACGUGAAGCAGCGAGGCCUUGGCGGGGUCAUGAUCUGGGACAUCACCACGGAUGACUUCGGAAACAACUGCGGUGAGGGACACAACCCGCUCCUCACCGCCGUUACCACCACUCUGGGCGACACCGCACCACCACCACCACCUCCACCACCUCCUUCUGCCCCCCCUGCACCCCCCACGCCCCCUCCCAGGUCCGUGGAUAUCCAGAGAAUCGACCAAAUUGAGGAUAACGUCAUCCGAUUCAAUGCCUCAAGAUCUGUCCCACAAUCCCGAUGUCUCGUGAGGUUUGAUGGCACCCGGAUCUGCCCUGAGGAUAUCCUGACCCCUUCCGGCACUCCCAGGCCCUCCGUGGUGCAGGUCAGGGGUCAAACUCCCACCAGGAGGCCCUCUGACACCCGCUACGCUUGGCAAGAUUGGCCAAUAUUUAGUAGAACAACCACCACCACCAUCUCACCUGAAGCUACCACAACCCGGACAACCAAACCGCGACAACAAGAUAAGCCAUUUAUAUUUUCUCCUCCUCCUCCUCCUCCUCCUCCGGUUACCCUUCCCCCACGUGGUCUUCCUCCUCCUCCUCCUCCUCCUCCUGUUACAUUCUCCCCCCGGGCUCUUCCUCCUCCUCCUCCUCCUCCUCCUCCUCCUUUCAUUCCCUUCAUCGCUCGACCACGCCCCACGCCAUCGCCCGCUUCGCUCAUAUGGUUCGAAGCAUGUCUCGGAAAGGGCUUUGCGAGUGACCCGGCUUCUUGUGGUAAUUUCUACAAGUGUACCAACAACUACGCCUACAGGUUUCAGUGUCCAGCGGGUCUGAUGUGGCGUCAAGACCCUGGGCUGUGUGACUGGGCCUGGAACGUGCAGUGUGACCUGACCUCCGCUCCCCCUGACCUCCAGCCCUUCCUGCCCCCCCUCUCGACCAGGUUCCAGUGACACACACACACACACACACACACACACACAGGAUCGACGUAGAGAAAGAGAGGAAGAGAAGGAAGGAAGGAAGAGAAAGGAAAGGAAAGAUGGAGUAGAAUUAUGGAAGAAGAAGAAGAAGAAAGAAGGAAGGAAGGACGGAAGAAGAAGAAGAGGAACAAGAAGGAAGGAAGGAAGGACGGAAGGAAGGAAGAAAGGAAGGAAAAGGAAAGAAAUGGAAGAGAAAAUACACAUACAUACAUACAUACAAAGAUAUAUAACACAGAAAAGCUCAAAAUAUGGUAUACAUUGCGAACUUAUCCUAACACACACACACACACACACACACACACACACAAACACACACACACACACACACAAGAAGCUCAACGGAUGGUCUCCUAUUUUUGUAACGCAGCCUAAGUAGUAUUUAAGUGAGAGUAGCCUCAGUAUUACCAAAUAAAAACAAUAAAAAGCUUCAAAAAAACACAA